Molecule: messenger RNA, 3512 nt
Organism: Rhododendron vialii
Lineage: Eukaryota; Viridiplantae; Streptophyta; Magnoliopsida; Ericales; Ericaceae
Product: exportin-2
Exons: 3
Coding region: 79-3006 (975 amino acids)
Biological process (GO): protein import into nucleus; protein export from nucleus
Cellular component (GO): cytosol; nuclear envelope
Molecular function (GO): nuclear export signal receptor activity; small GTPase binding
Source: RefSeq, a predicted model, not a curated record
UCCCUUCACCUUCUGCUUCAAAAACUCUCUAUCUCCUUCAACUGUUCUGAAUCAACAUCAGGCCCCAAAAGGGAAAAAAUGGAGUGGAAUGCAGAAACCCUACAGUUCCUCUCCCAAUGCUUCCUCAACACUCUCUCUCCUUACCCCGAGCCCCGCCGCGCCGCCGAGUCGAGGCUCUCGGAGGCCUCCGACCGCCCCAACUACGGCCUCGCCGUCCUCCGCCUCGUGGCUGAGCCCUCCGUCGACGAGCCCAUCCGCCAGGCCGCCGCCGUCAACUUCAAGAACCACCUCCGCUCGCGGUGGUCGUCGUCCGAAGAAGAACCCAAUGCCCAACCCCAAACCCUAGCUCCAGACGAAAAGGAACAAAUCAAGUCUCGAAUUGUUUCCCUCAUGCUCUCCUCGGCCCCACGCAUACAGUCACAGCUUAGCGAAGCCCUAGGGGUGAUUGGAAAGCACGAUUUCCCCAGACGAUGGCCGGCUUUGUUGCCGGAGCUCAGAUUGAGCCUCGAAAAGGCAGGUGAGGGCUCUGACUAUGCUACUGUUAAUGGAGUGUUGAGUACCGUGAAUUCGAUAUUUAAGAACUUCAGGCAUCAGUACGAUACCAAAGAUGUGGCGAUAGAUUUGAAGUACUGUAUCGAUAAUUUCGCGGAGGCUCUCUUGAUGAUUUUUAAGCGAACGGCGGGUUUGAUUGAUAAUAUUGGUGUUUCGGGUGGGCAGGCUGCGAUUUUGCGGCCGCUGGUUGAGUCACAGAGGUUGUGCUGUAGGAUAUUUUAUUCUUUGAAUUUUCUGGUAUUGCCUGAGUGUUUUGAGGAUCAUAUGGGGGAGUGGAUGGGUGAGUUCCAAAAGUAUCUCACGGUGAAGUUUUCUGUGCUAGAAGAUGGGGGUGGGGAUGGGCUUGCCCUUGUUGAUGAGCUAAGAGCCGCCGUUUGUGAGAAUAUUAGUCUCUACGCGGAGAGAUACGAGGAAGAGUUUAGAGGUUACUUGAGUGGGUUUGUGGAAACCGUAUGGAAUCUUCUUGUGUCCGUUUCUGCGUCUUCUGGCCGUGAUAGGUUGACUGUGACUGCAAUCACAUUCUUAACCACGGUUAGCACUAGUGUUCACCACACUUUAUUUUCCGGGGAUGACAUUCUGCAGCAGAUAUGUGAACGUAUUGUUAUUCCUAAUGUGAUGUUGAGGGAUGAGGACGAAGAGUUGUUUGAAAUGAAUUACGUCGAGUUCAUUAGGAGGGACAUGGAAGGUAGUGAUCUUGAUACGAGGAGGAGGAUUGCUUGUGAGCUAUUGAAGGGAAUUGGAUCAAAUUACCGGGAAAGGGUAACUCAAAUUGUUUCCAGUCAGAUACAGAGUAGUUUGGCAUUGUUUUCCGAAAACCCAACGGCAAAUUGGAAACAUAAGGAUUGUGCCAUUUAUUUGGUUGUCUCCCUCGCGACGAGAAGGGCUGGAGGUACCUCAAUUUCCACUGAUUUGGUAGAUGUUGAGAGCUUUUUCGGAGCUGUUAUUGUGCCAGAGUUGCGAAAUCAAGAUGUAAAUGGGUUUCCAAUGCUUAAGGCCGGUGCUCUGAAGUUUUUCACUAUGUUUAGGGAUCAGAUAUCGAAACCCAUUGCCAUGGCUUUGAUACCCGACGUGGUUCGGUUCCUUGGUUCAGAUUCGAAUGUGGUUCACUCUUAUGCUGCAAGUUGCAUUGAGAAACUUUUGUUAGUCAAGGAUGAAGGAGGAAAAGCAAGAUAUAUAGCAGCUGACAUUAGCCCAUUUUUACUUGUAUUGAUGACUAACCUUUUUGGUGCCUUAGGAAAGCCAGAGUCCGAGGAGAAUCCAUAUGUAAUGAAGUGCAUCAUGAGGGUUCUUGGGGUGGCAGAUAUUUCUCGUGAGGUUGCUUCACCUUGUAUUACUGGGUUGACUUCUGUGCUCAACAAAGUAUGUGAGAACCCAAAAACUCCAACAUUUAACCACUAUCUGUUUGAGGCUGUGGCUGUUCUAGUCAGGCGAUCUUGUGAGAAAGACCCUUCCCUUAUCUCGGCCUUUGAAGCAAGUCUAUUCCCCAGCCUCGAGAUGAUUUUAGCCAGAGAUGUAACUGAGUUCUUCCCUUAUGCAUUCCAGCUGCUGGCUCAACUUGUUGAGUUACAUAGUCCCCCAAUCUCACAAAAUUACAUGCAAAUUUUUGAGAUUCUCUUGUCGCCUGAUUCUUGGAAAAAAUCUGGUAAUGUUCCAGCACUUGUUCGCUUGCUUCAGGCCUUCCUUCAAAAGGCUCCCCACGAGCUUAACCAGGAGGGAAGGUUGGCUCAAGUGUUGGGGAUAUUCAACAAGCUUGUUUCAUCUCCUAGCACAGAUGAACAAGGAUUUUAUGUGCUUAAUACAAUUAUUGAGAAUCUUGGGUAUGAUGUUAUUGCACCCUACAUGGGCCACAUUUGGGCUUCCCUGUUCUCGCGACUACAAAAUAGAAGAACUGUGAAGUUUGUCAAGUCGUUUCUUAUAUUCAUGUCUCUUUUUCUGGUCAAACACGGUUCCCAAAACCUGGUUGAUUCAAUGAAUACUGUGCAGCCCAAUAUAUUUCUUGUGAUCUUGGAGCAAUUUUGGAUACCGAAUCUGAGGAUGAUCACGGGUUCCAUUGAGCUUAAGUUGACAUCUGUUGCUUCAACCAGACUGAUUUGUGAAUGUCAAGCACUGUUGGAUCCAUCAGUUGGUACACUUUGGGGGAAAAUGUUGGACAGCAUUGUUACCCUUCUUUCUAAGCCGGAGCAGGACAGAGUUGAAGAGGAACCUGAUGUUCCAGAUUUUGCUGACAAUGAGGGUUAUGGUGCUACGUUUGUACAUCUAUACAAUGCUGGGAAGAAAGAGGAGGAUCCUUUAAAGGAUAUUAGGGAUCCCAAGCAAUUUUUGAUGGCUUCAUUGGCAAAUCUCUCCGCUCUUUCCCCAGGGAGGUACCCCCAAGUGAUCAGUGGAAAUCUUGAUCCCACAAAUCAAACAGCCUUGCUUCAGCUUUGCAGCUCCUAUAAUGUCGCAAUCGUUUGAGGAAGUAGCUAUCUCAAGUUUUGCGGAGCACAAUAACCGCGUUUCACCUGUCCAAUUUCAAACUAUGAGGAAUACUGAGAUUCGUCAUCAAGUGAGGGCACAAUUCGUCAUCAAGUGAGGGUACAAGCACUUGAUGGCUGGUUUUUUGGUGGUCACAGUUUUGCGGAGUCUUGUUAGCAUGCAUUUGUGAGGAGUUUUUGUCUACUACAUUCUUACAUGUAGUUCAAGCGGGUCUCAUGUCUCCCUGGCUCUCGGUUCUUAUGGUAGCAGUGAGUCAAGGACUUACAUUAUUGCGUGGAAGUUCCGCGCUGCAGGAAACCGAUAUGGUAGUCAUUUUGAGCCCCAUCUCUGUAUGCAUUUGCAAAGCAUAUCAGCAUUGUGGUUGUUUGUGUUGUGGUAUGAACUUCGCAUCCUAACUUUCGGUUGUUUAAGUUCCCCUAUUACUGCUUUGUUGUUAUGUUUGAGGUUUAUUGUGUCAACAAGAAAGAAAGAAAGAACUGUUUUGA